Molecule: messenger RNA, 7560 nt
Organism: Salmo salar (Atlantic salmon)
Lineage: Eukaryota; Metazoa; Chordata; Actinopteri; Salmoniformes; Salmonidae
Source: RefSeq, a predicted model, not a curated record
CAAAGAAAAAUAAGGCAUUGUUGUGGUUAGAAUUAGAAGAUAUUAUGGUGUGCAUGUUUUCAGCUUUUUGUUUUUGAUUUUUUUUGUCAUUUCCUUCUGAAAAUAGCAGACGCAAACUUUACUCAAGUACAAACGAGUGUGGGCCAGAGGUUGGUGCUACCUUGCGCUUUAUUCAUCUGCGUCUAUGUGAAAAACAACUAGAGACAUGGAUAUGAUUCACAACAUUGUGCAUGUCUUUUCGUGUGUGUGUGUACGAUAGAGAGAGGUCACAUCUGUUUUCAGGCACAGAACAUGGGCUUUGUCAACAGCACUCUUCACUCUCCCUCGAAGGCAUGCUGAGAAGUCACCUCUCUCGGUUGAGUUCCCUCUCUCCUCGCGACAGCAGAGCCGCUUUUGCUUUCCUUCAGCACCACUUUCCAUCCUAUUCUCCCUCUCUCCCCUACAUCCCCGAAACGCUUACCAGCGAGCGUCAGCGCAGAGAGAUGACGAGCAAUUUGGGGAAAUAAAUCACGUUUCAGUGCAAUUUAUUCCUUCGAAAAAUAGAGGAUGAUGAGAACAUAGAAGAAAACAACAUAGGCAGUAAAGAAGGAAAAGGAGGAAACACAAAUUAUUAUAACACAACGCACAAGUUCGUCAGCGGUCCAGCUGUCGGCAUAUUUCAUUUAUUUCGGGUUAAUUGCACGUUUACUGUAGACUAGCUAUGUCGCAGCGGGAGGAUAUUGAAAAAGGCAGAGGGGGGUAGGCUGCUGAGAGAGAGGGAGAUAGCCUUGGCAGCACAUUAUUAUAAUGAUGCUGAGUGAGUGACUGAUCCACGCAUUCAAAUUGCGCUGGCGACUUUAAUUUGGAACUACAAUUCAGCAAGGGCAAUAUUUUAUUUUCGUCUGCUUCUGGAAGGCAUCGGGAGGAACCUGCAAAUUUCCCGAACAAUGCUCCAAGUGGCGCCUUUUAUCAGGCUCGGAAGAAAGAAAGCGGAGCAAAGGACGACUGCUAUAGAGAGAGUAACUGUGAAAGGCUGAGGCUACAGCGGCGCACCAAACGACAGGUGUGACUGGAGAGGGAUUUCAUCUCCUCUGAUCAACACAGAGAGGAAUCUGUCUCUACUUACGUCAGAACAGGUCGACCUAAAAAGAUUUUCAAAAGUUUCCAGAACGCUACCCUCAAAGAAGCAAGGCUGGAGUCGGCAUGAAGAUACCGAGUCUUUGAAUGGGACUGAGUAUCAUGUCUUAUGAUUGGCCUCAGUUAAUUAUUUUCAAAUACCAAAGCCCAAUAAUGGUUUAAUGCUCGCAAUGUUGUUUGUUCAAGAACACUUUUCUGUCUCCUAGAAGACUAAUAUAUGACUAAUAUAUAUACUAAUAUAUGUGGGAUUCAGUUUUAGUAAAGGAACUGAGGCAUAGAAUAGAAUAGAAUAGAAUAGGGCAACAGGAUCUUAGGCUAAACCUACUUUUAUUAUUUUUAGAUCAGUCGAAAUAUUCAGUCUCCUUAGUAUAUUCCAUCCCGUUCUGCCCAGCUCUGAGAGGGAAACGGAUGGGAUGAUGUGGACUCGAUUGGGAUAUGGCUUUGAGAUCAGACAUUCCGGGAAUCGAAGCGAGGGCUCUACUGAGAUAGAGCACACUCUGUUACUCCCACAGCCAGCAGCAUUUUCUCUGAAGGAUUUUUUUCUUGGGAAAAUCCAAGCCCACACCAAGGCCUAAGGCAAGUGUACAGUAGGGCUGCCUGGGAGCAGUCUGAAUCCUGGAGGUGGACUGUAUCUAUAUAUCCACUGCACCAGGACCCACAGGCUCCAGGGGAGACAGACUCACAGCUCCAGCUUGGACAAGACAAGGGCUGAAGGAGCCGACCUGAUUUGAGCUCAUCAUUAGGAUUCAAGGAGCUAAGACGUUGAGACCGAGAGGAAGGGAAGUUGAGACCGAGAGGAAGGGAAGUUGAGACCGAGAGGAAGGGAAGUCGAUUAUCAGCACCAUGGCGCCGGAGGGAGUGGCCGAGCUGCGUGAUUGGCUGUUCCUGCUGAUGCUCUGCCUGACUCUGUUGGCCGAGGUGCUGGAGGUUGCUGCAGCCACAGGGUACGAUGAGGAGGAAGACUUGGUGUGCCCCUCAGUGUGCCGAUGUGAUGAGGACUUCAUCUACUGCAACGACCGUGGCCUGAGCUCUAUCCCCCCUCUGCCCCUCUCUGCCACUGUGCUCUACCUUCAGAACAACCACAUAGACAACGCCGGGCUUCCCACCUCCCUGGAGCGACACCUAACCGUCCUAGUGGUCUACCUGUACGAUAACGAGCUGGAUGACUUCCCCAUGCACCUGCCCCCUUCCCUCCGGGAGCUGCACCUGCAGGAUAACAACAUCCGUACGCUUCCCCGCGCCACCCUGGCCCGCAUGCCACUGCUGGAGAAAUUGCACCUGGACGACAACUCUGUCUCCACCGUCAGCAUCGAAGACAAGGCCUUCGUUGACAACCCGCGGCUGCGUCUGCUCUUCCUGUCCCGUAACCACCUGUCCAGCAUCCCCUCUGGGCUCCCGGCCUCUCUGGAGGAGCUGAGGCUGGACGACAACCGCAUCUCCACCAUCCCCACCCACGCCUUCCGCGGCCUCUCCUCCCUGCGACGUCUCGUCCUGGACGGAAACCUCCUGGCCAAUCAGCGCAUUGCAGACGACACCUUCUCCCGCCUCUCCAACCUGACGGAGCUUUCCCUGGUGCGUAACUCCCUCCUGACCCCGCCAGUCAACCUGCCCAGUGCCCAUCUGCAACGUCUCUCCCUGCAGGACAAUGCUCUGAUCCACAUGCCCCGUGGCUCCUUGGACGGCAUGAGGAGGCUCCAGAGACUAGACCUGUCUGGCAACAACCUGACCACCCUGCCUCGGGGCCUGUUCAAAGACCUGGACAGCCUGGGACAACUGCUAGUGCGGGGGAAUCCCUGGCACUGUGGCUGUAACCUGCGCUGGCUACAUGACUGGCUGCACGCUAGGGGUAACUCCAUCACGGUGAGGGGCCUUACCUGCCAGGCGCCCGAAAAGGUCCGAGACAUGGCCCUCAAGGACCUGACCAGCCAGAUGGAGGAGUGUGAAGUCACAGGGGUAGUGCCUGCUGGGGCCGGGGCUGGAGCCACAGGCAGUGGGACCAGAGACAGAGUGGGUGGAGUAGGAGGAGUUGCUGCUAGUUCCACUACCCUUUCCCCUCCACAGGGCUCUCUCUUCACCCUGCGCUCCAAGCGGCCCGGCCUGGGGCUCCCAGACUCUGGUCUAGACUACACCCUGGGUAGCAGUGGAGUGGGUAAGAGCCUGGCCCUGAAUGUCAAGCCCCUGGCCCACGACAGCAUCCGUGUCACCUGGAGCGUGGCCCAGCCCACCUCCUCCUUUAGACUUAGCUGGCUGCGGCUGGGAACCAGCGCUGCGAUGGGCUCCAUCACAGAGACCCUGGUGAGAGGAGACCGCAGAGAGUACCUGCUCACCUCCCUGCACCCCCGCUCCAGCUACAUCAUCUGCAUGGUCCCCCUGGCAACCAGCUCCGGGGGUAAAGGAGCCAUGACAGCCGGAGACACUGACUCAGAUGAAGCUCCAGUGUGCGCUAAAGCUGAGACGUCAGACCCCAGUCAGCCAGAUGUGGGCCAGGAGGACAACCAGGACCCUGAACACAUGGCUACUCUGCCUCUGGCUGGGAUCAUUGGAGGAGCUACUGUCAUUGUUUCUCUGGCCCUCAUAUUCGCCAUCUUCUGCUGGUACGGGCAUCGGGCCGGACGCCUGUCUUCUCGUGAUCAAUACAGCCGUGGCAGCUCCAGAAAGAGCAAGCACUACGAUGACUACAUUGAGUCAGGCACAAAGAAGGACACCACCAUCCUGGAGAUCCGAGGCCCAGGGUUCCAGAUGACGCCCAUGGUUACCCACCAGCCGCCCAAGCCCCUCCGGGAGGAUUACAUCAUCCACACUAUAUUCCCCUCCAAUGGCACCGGCCUCUACAAAGGUGCCCACCAAGUGUCCAAUGCAGGGUAUGGCACCAACCGUGGCUAUAGAGAAAGAGGGAUCCCAGAUAUAGACUACUGUUACACGUGAUAGUCCUGGCCCGUUCCACACUGUUCUAGAUGUACUGUAUGGAUACUGUAUUUUGUCCGCAUGGGUUCUUCUGAAGAACCACUUUGUGCCUUCCUCUUCUAGUCUCCCAUUCCAACUAAGCCAGCUGUUCACUGCACUGACACUAUUUGAAUAAUUGGCUGGGAUGCCUGCAGGAAACAGCUCGUUGGUACACAGCAGCAGGAGCGAACGAACGGCCCAUUACAGGUGUUGAUACAGACUGCUUCUUCACACCCUUAGUAAUGAUCAGUGGAUGUUUUCUGUCACUGCUCCCUUUCUCAGUGAGACAAGAGAGAAGAAUGUGCACUCUGUGUUGAAACGGCAGGAUAUUUUCACUUACGGUACAGUUCCAUUCCAGGGCUUAUGUAUGGCAAGCCUCAUGAGACACUAAGAUAUAAGGUUAAAAAGUCCUGAAAGAGUCAGAGAGACAAACUUCUUAGAUACGCAUCACUUGCCCACUGGCCAUAUUUUGCCCUCUUCUCUCAUCCGUUUAAAUGCCUCAACUAUCCUGAUGUGCCCAGUUUGUCCUAUCAGUUACAUGAAGACAGGGCUCUGUAAAGCUGUGACUAGCAGACUAGUUGUGGCCUGAUCCAGUGGUUCCACAGGGUGAGGGUCUUGUCAGGGGUGAGGGUCCUUGAUGACUUUCACAAGGUUCUAUAACGGAACAAUGCAUUGAAUUCAAUGCAGCCCAGGCUUGUAGAUACUUGACUUAGAUAGACAUCCACUGGACUGUGUUUGGAGAAGUCAUUGUUCCCUGCUUGUUUCUUUGAUCAGUCCCUCACUGCUACCCUUAUUUAUUGGUUUUGUUUUUUGUGAUUUUUUUUUUUGGGGGGGAUGACUCACACUGGACCUUGACUUUUGUGAUGGGGAAGUUACUCCUUCGUUCUUUUUUUUGAGCAAGAAGAAGAUACAAAACACCUCCUGAGGUCCAACUGAUGGUUAACAUUUUCUUGACUGCACCAGCUUGAAUGUUUAUGUACACCUCUUUUUAAUGACACUAUCUGAAGCAAAAGAUACAUUGUACGAUUACUAUACAGAAGUUGGUUAAUAAUAGAGCCCCCCCCAACUGACAAAUCACUCUUUUGAGACACAAGAGUCCAACCUCCAUUCUCCCUCUUGUGCCUGUGUACUUAUCCAGUUACCUUAGAAGGUGGUGGUAUUCGGUUGAGAAGGGGAGCCUCCCUCACUCAUUCUGUGUUGUUCCCCAGUGGGCCGAUUCCCAACAGGACAGAGGACUUCUGUGGAGCAUCCUGUGGACAGACACAGCAGUCGUAAACAUGAAUUGGGAAAAUGAGUGUGUAAACAGCGAGAUAUAUCAGGUAGAUGAUCAAAACCAUAACACUGUGGACCUGCACUGUGGGAGGGGGUGAGGGAGGUGAAGGAUCUGAGGUGGGGGUGAGGGAGGUGAAGGAUCUGAGGUGGGGGUGAGUGAGGUGAAGGAUCUGAGGUGGGGGUGAGACGACAGUGGGGGAGUUUUAUUUUACUUUGUGUAGGUACUAGUGAUAGUCCUUAACUCAGUCCACUUCUCCUUCCAAGUAGCACUACAAAUGUAAAUGAAUCAGCACUUACAGCAACGUAAGAGGGAGGGAGGAGGGCAGAGAGAUAGACCUUGAGAGACACAGAGGAAAAGCGAGAGACAGAUUCAAAUGCAGAAGACGGCACAGAAAUGAUGGCUCUGGAACGACGGAGUUCAUCCGUGCAUAAACCUAUUUGUCAUACCCUGCUACUCCACAUUGCUGUAAUAUUUUCCAUUGCUUGUUUAUCACUUUACUGUUUCCAAGGUGGAAACGAAUCGUGCUUCCUUGGCUGUUCUGUCUGAUAGGAUUUCAUAGUAGGCCGAAUGUCAGACAAUAUGUCUGAGGAGUGUUCAUUUUAUUUUAAAUACAAAAUGUGAAACUGGAACAACCAACAUGGUUGGUGGCAGGUUUAUAUUUUGGAAAAUGUUGAUAGAAAUUAUAGCAAUUUAAUGUUAUUCAUUUUAUGCUGUUAACAUGACAAUCACUCAUUUCCACUUUGAGAUACCAUCCACACCUGUCUCUACAGGAAAAACAAAAAUACUGAGCCUUUUAAAAGUGUACAAUUUUUUGUGGUAGUGUCCCUAUUAAGUGUACACCUGCUUAGAAAUCCAUUCUUACAGAGGGGUCACAAUUAAAGUAUAAUCGAUCACAUUACAGCAACAAUGUCGCCAUUUCACCUCAUGCAAGAGUACAAAAAACUGUUAAAAUAUAGUUUUCCUGAUCUGAAAGUAACCACACAUUGGGGUAUUAGUGAGGGGAAGAAUCAUAUCACAGGUAACCAGCUUACAUACAGAAACCAGGCCUGCAUAUUUCACUGUUAAUUCCCUGUCACCUCUAUUACUCCCCCACUCUUCUAUAAAACACAUUGCAUUUCUUUGGUGUGCAAAUAUUGUUCCUAGUUGAGCUUGCAUGCCUCGAUGUGUAUGUUUGGGCAAAAUUGAGAGAGAGAAAGUACCAUUUCAGCUGACACUUUUAUACAUUUUCAUACUGGUCCCCCAUGGGAAUCGAACCCACAACCGUGGUGUUGCAAGCACCAUGCUCUACCAACUGAGCUACACAGAACCUUAGUAAGUAUGCAGAUUGUGUGCACUGCCAUAAGAGCAGGCAGCACUUCCGGUCAUUUUGUUUAGUUAUUUUGACCCUCUGCAUAUUUUACUGCUCCUGCUGACUGGACCAGCAGUUGGUGUGUGUGUGUGUACUGUAUGUAUGUGUGUGUGUAGUGUGUGUAGUGUGUGUGUGUGUGUGUGUGUGUGUGUGUGUGUGUGUGUGUGUGUGUGUGUGUGUGUGUGUGUGUGUGUGUGUGUGUGUGUGUGUGUGUCAAAUCGUGUGGCUCCUGAACGAAUCAGAGUAGCAGUUGUUCCACCUGCAGCCCAUUAACACAGACGUCUCCUCCCCUUGCUCUAGCUUCACAGAAAGACCUUGUUUGCCGAGUCGGUGUUUCUGUCAAAAGAAUAUACUUCUUCUGUCUGUGCUCAGACCGAUGCGAACCGCAUGAUAACAGAGAGCGCAAACGGGGUCAGCUUGGGAGUCGUCACCCAGCACACUUUUGUUUAAGCUUUCCGGGUGAAAUGGUGCUCUCAUCAUUUAUCAUAAUUAUCAUCCUUUAUUGCACAUUUAAAUCCACAUUCUGCGCGCUCUCUUCAUGCCCCUUCCCUUCGUGGAGUGCCCAUCACCCAACCCACACAGGAGGUGGAUGCCUUUGGUAUGCUGAGUGGAUCCAGGUUUCAGGCGCCAACUAACACAAGGGUCCGUGGUUUGAUGGUUUAAGAAUCAGAGCGAGGAAUUAUUUUGACUGUUAUCAGUAGUGUGUUUUCUGUUCUUUUUUUUGGUCUGCCCUUACAUAUUUUUCCUGUGUACUUUUUGUAGGUUGCUGCUGUUGAAACAUCCUCCUUUGUUGGACUCUGUGUUAUACUGAGGAACAAUUAACUAUUUUGUAUAAAGAUGUCUCUUUUUCUAUGUGAUUAAAGGAGACGUGCAAAGCCUU